UUUCUUCCUAUUCUUCUUCUGAUCAAGUUUUGUUGAGCCCUCCCUUGAACCUGUUUUGUUCAGAGCGGUUUUUUGGAAACAGGGCAACAUGGAUAUCGAUUGGGUUGAUUUCCUCAAAGGCAUGGUGAAACCGCUUAUGGCCACUGCAGUGGUUUUAAUGGCCGUGGUUCUGUCGAUGGUUCAGAAGCUUGGGUUGGCUACGGAAAUGGGCUAUUCCAUUGCUAGGGCUUUUAUUCAGUUGUCUGUGAUCGGAUUCGUGCUUCAGUUCAUUUUCAAUCAGAAGAACGGUAGUUGGAUUAUCGCCGCUUACUUGUUCAUGGUUUCUGUUGCUGGUUACACUGCAGGCCAUAGUUUGGCUGUGGCGUCGUACUCCGACACAGGCUCUUCUGGAGAGAAAUGUGCAAGGAACCAGAAUUUUUGGAACAAGUCCAUUACUUGUGAUUCAUUCUCCUCUUCCCAUCCAAACAAUAGGAACAUUUUGAAGGAAGUGGGGUCAGGCUUUGAAGUAGAACAGAACAGGAAUUGGGUUCUCCCUACAAACUGCAGUACAUUUGCAGAGGUCUUCUAUACAUCUCCAUUUGGCUUUGGACUUUUGUGCCUUGUGUUAAUUCACUCUUUCUUCUUUCUUUAUUUAUUUUUCUUCUUUUCCAGGAAUCUGGUUUCAAUGCAAAGAGCAGCCGUAGCAGAAAGUAGAGCAGAUGUAUGGAUUCAGUUUGAGGAGGGAGAAUUACAGCAGAGGCCAAGCUCUGCAGAAACCCAUGCCACGUGGCAGAUGAUGCAUUUAUCUUGUUCUCCUCCUACCCACCUAACAUACACCAUAACCAGAUCUUAUACACUCUUCCCUUGUGGUGAUGAUGCAAAAAGGGAGACCAAGCUGAGUAUUCAAUCAAUGAAUAGAGACUUCACUCCAUACCAGUUUUUUGAGUUCCUUCCCAUGAAGAACAGAAGGAGAAUAACUUAGUAGCUUACCCAUUUGUCAUAAUGUAUGUGAGAAUUAAGAUGAUGGGUCAUGUUUAGAUUUUGUUGUUAUUCGAAACUUUUACUGUUCUUGUUGUGAA
This is a messenger RNA of Telopea speciosissima, 1058 nucleotides long. RefSeq lists its product as uncharacterized. NCBI's taxonomy places the organism in Eukaryota, Viridiplantae, Streptophyta, Magnoliopsida, Proteales, Proteaceae. The record is from RefSeq and is a predicted model, not a curated record. Bases 89 to 961 code for a protein of 290 amino acids. The transcript is spliced from 6 exons. Gene Ontology annotation, biological process: response to aluminum ion.